UCUGAAGCUUUUAAGGUCUAAGGAAAAAAAAAACAUUUUUUUUUGUACUUUUGUUGGGGCUUGAAACUGGAGGUUUUGAUGGCGGAAAACGAGCGUUACGACAGGGAUAAUCAUCUGACUCUCACGGGGACCACCACGGCCAGUUUCUCCCACUUGCUGUUCGCUGAAGAAGACGACUCUCUCACUACUCUCGACGUCAGCCAGAUUUUCAAGUGCGGUUCCUCUGGUAAUUUUCCUGCCGAAAAGAACCCCAAAAUGCUCUGCUUCGGAGACUAUCCCAACAACGGGGACCAGCUAAUCUUCUCUAAAACGACGAGGGCGUCUCAGAAAUCGGGUCUCACUUGCAGCGGCUCGUCGUCCUCCACUUCUUCUACCAAUAGCGUCAUCAGCACCAUGUCGAAGUCGAUUAAUGUCAGAAAGCGAAACCAAGAAUUGGUUCAGUGCACGAGCACCGUCACCACAACAAGUGCAGUGGCUAAUCAGAAAGCCUCUAAAAAUAUCAAAGCAGAAAACCCCACCUCCACCGCUCCCCCAAAGAGAAAGGAGAAGCUAGGCGAAAGAGUCGCAGCUCUUCAGCAACUAGUUUCACCCUUUGGGAAGACUGAUACAGCAUCAGUGCUUUAUGAAGCAAUGGGAUACAUCAGAUUCCUGCAAGAGCAGAUUCAAGUUCUGUGCUCUCCUUACCUACAGCAAAACUUGCCUUUUUUAUCCGAUGGAGAUAAAGAGGAAGGUAAAAAUGGGGAGAAAGAAGGAAGAAAGGAUAUGAGGAGCAAGGGAUUGUGCCUGGUCCCAGUUGAGUGCACCGUACACGUGGCAAACACCAACGGUGCUGAUUUCUGGUCACCCGCUAUGGCCAGCAACGUUUCUUCCUCAGCGAAGCAGUGAAAUAUCUUCUUGCAAAGUAUUUUUUGAGAUCUGUACAUGGCUUUUAACUGGUAGUUAGCUCGCUUGGUGCUCAGAAUCCAAGUUUGGUACUUUAACCUUAAAAUCACGACUUGUAAUGGGAAAAAAAGGUCAAAAAAGGUGAAGAGAAAAGAACAGCAAAAAGAAC
This is a messenger RNA of Morus notabilis, 1051 nucleotides long. Its product is annotated as transcription factor bHLH113. Gene Ontology annotation, biological process: regulation of transcription by RNA polymerase II. Gene Ontology annotation, cellular component: nucleus. The record is from RefSeq and is a predicted model, not a curated record. Bases 79 to 885 code for a protein of 268 amino acids. Gene Ontology annotation, molecular function: DNA-binding transcription factor activity, RNA polymerase II-specific; RNA polymerase II cis-regulatory region sequence-specific DNA binding; protein dimerization activity. The transcript is spliced from 5 exons. Lineage: Eukaryota; Viridiplantae; Streptophyta; Magnoliopsida; Rosales; Moraceae.